Molecule: messenger RNA, 2989 nt
Organism: Exaiptasia diaphana
Lineage: Eukaryota; Metazoa; Cnidaria; Anthozoa; Actiniaria; Aiptasiidae
Product: tubulin polyglutamylase TTLL13
Exons: 16
Coding region: 92-2734 (880 amino acids)
Biological process (GO): microtubule cytoskeleton organization; protein polyglutamylation
Cellular component (GO): cilium
Molecular function (GO): tubulin-glutamic acid ligase activity; tubulin binding
Source: RefSeq, a predicted model, not a curated record
CCGCAACUGAGGAUAACAAACGCAACAUGGCUUGUUCAUAAUCUCUUGGAAAACAUUCGAUUUGAAGCAAUCCUGCAUCAAUUCAAGUAAAAUGACCAUAAAGGAACUUGAAGAAGAAUUGAGUGAAUGCGAUGGUGAGCUUAGCGUUGCCGGAGAGAGCGAUUGUGAGCCAGAAAGCGCUGGCGACGCUUUUGAUUCCUCUCAAAUGCCUGUUGCUGGGCAAGAKAUAGACUCGCUAGAUUCCUCGAAAAAAACUAAACCUAAAAAGAAGAAGAAAAAGUGGCUAAGUAUUUGUUUAACGAACUGUAAAUAUGAUAGCGUUCGUCGCGUGUCAAAGCGAUUUGGGAUGAAAGACGUAGGAGAAGAAGAAGAUUGGUCGUUGAUGUGGUCCGAUUCUUCGAUUCCUUUCGAACGUUGCAUCGAUAUGAAGAGAUAUCAGAAAAUAAAUCAUUUUCCUGGGAUGAGUGAAAUUUGCAGGAAAGAUUGUUUAGCAAGAAAUAUGAAUAGACUGUGGAAACAGUUCCCAAAAGAUUAUGCUUGCUUCCCAAGAACGUGGUGUCUUCCUUCAGACUAUGGUGAUUUACAAACAUUCUGCCGACAAAAAAAGAAUAAAACAUAUAUAACCAAACCAGAGACUGGAAGCCAAGGCCGUGGUAUUCAAAUAAUCAAAAACCCAAAGGAGUUAAAGCCAGGGGAACAUAUGGUUUGCCAGCAGUACAUAUCCAAGCCUUUUCUUAUUGAUGGUUUUAAGUUUGAUUUGAGGAUUUAUGUACUUGUGACAUCAUGUGACCCGUUGAGGAUAUUUCUUUUUGAAGAUGGACUGGCUAGAUUUGCUACCAUACCAUAUAGUGAACCACAAAAUAACAACUUGGAUGAUAUUUGUAUGCAUCUUACAAACUACUCAAUCAAUAAACAUAGUAAAGAUUUUGUUAGAGAUGAGGAAUCUGGAAGCAAAAGACGUCUUACUACAAUUAAUAAGUGGUUUGAAGACAAUGGGUAUGAUAUCAAGAUGAUAUGGCGUCGCAUUGAGGAUGUGAUUAUCAAGACAUUGAUAACAGCUCACCCAACCUUAAAGCACAACUACAGGACAUGCUUUCCAAAUCACAACAAAGGCAGUGCGUGCUUUGAGAUUCUUGGCUUUGAUGUUUUAUUGGACAGGAAGUUGAAACCAUGGAUUAUUGAGGUCAACUUGUCACCCAGUUUUUCUACUGACUCUCUUCUUGACAAAGAGAUCAAAGAAGGUCUUAUCCAUGAUGCUUURAACUUAGUUAACUUUGGCGCUUGUGACAGAAAAAAGAUCAUUGAAGAAGAUAGAAAGAAAGUUCGGGACAGACUUCUGCAAAAGCAGAAACCUAAAGAAUCCAAACGUGAGGAAUGUAUAGAAAACCAGGGUCAGAACACUGAGCAAUUGAAAAAAUUUGAAGACAARAAUGUGGGAAGAUAUAGGCGCAUCUACCCUGAAGACAAUGAAGAAAAAUAUGUUCAAUUCUUUGAAAACAGUUGCUCUCUUUUCCAAGAAACUACAGCCUCUAAAGCAAGAAUAGAGUGUGCAAGAAUCCAACGAGAGCAAAUCCAAGCAAAGCAAGAACUUGACAUCGCAAAGCAGAAAAACUCMAAGAACUCCAGAGUAGCUAGGCCAGAAAGUCCUCAUGGAGGAAGAUCGUCGAUAAGAAAGCCACCUAUCAGAAGGUCAUAUCAGCCAAGGAAGAAGACUGAACAGGAGCUGAAGAAAAGCAGUUCAAGUGACUCUUUAGACACGAGUAAACCUAUUGAUAUUUUAGAAGAAGAAGAGCUAGAGAGAAUAACAUUGCUACUGCAGAGGGAUAAUCUUAUUCGUGGUUUAGGCGUGGUGGAAUUUGUUUAUAAGCUUCUACAUUGUACUCCUGGCACUGGAGGACCACAGAAAAACUGCUGCUUUCACGAUAAGGAGGUUAACGAAAAAGCAGACUCGUCUAUAUCUCAAAGAUCAAUGAACUCGUUUCCCGCGACGCUGGGUAUGACAAGUGCUGGAGGCUCGUCAACGCAUCCUAGUACCUAUAGUAGACUAUCCCAUCAAACAGCACAUCUAACAAACGCUGUUAACGUCAAUUCUCUACAGCAACAUACAACUAUGUUAAAUCGAAAUGAUCGACGAGCACUUGGAGUUACUCCAGGGUACAAUGGMGGUAAUUUAAAGCAUCGCUUGGGAACACGAAGGGCUGUAACUAAGGCACCAAAUAUGCUAGGGACCGAUGUAGAAUGGCGGCCUAACUAUGACGAAGCAAGGCUGUAUGGUCAAGUGUUUGACACGCGAAGCGAAAGCCAACCGAGUGCGGGAGCUAAGCUAAGAUCUUUUAGUGCAARUGGGUCAAAGCUGCACGACUCACCAAACGGUGCACGGGCUAAUCCGCGAGUCGCAAACACAAACGCUGCGGGAUCACUUGGAAGCAACUUAUCCAGUUCAGGAGGUACUCCAUAUAAUGUGAGCCAGCAGUAUGCGUGUACAGCGUUCCCGUAUCCUAAUAUAACUAAGGUUACACCACAUCAACCUGUAUCUAUAGGACUGUCUGUCAUAUCAGGACSGGCACCUAUAAUGAAUAGACCUGAUGGGGCCGUAGGGGAUCAUGGGCUACCUCCUAGAAAACCCACCAAUGGUUUAUCCAAUCAAGGAAGGGUGACUAAAGUCCAUCGUGCAAGAGAAGCGCCGAAUACACUUAGAUUUAAGAAUUUACCGGAAAGUCAUGUUGUGGCGUGACAGCAUUCGAGAAAUCCCGUGACUCCUUGAGUAACGCCACAUUGCAAGAAGGAAAUUAGCCAUGUAAUACAUUUAGAAUAUCGUUAAAAAUAAUUACCGCAUAAAUAGUCAUGCAAUAGACUUUUUGAUAUCGUUUUACUAAAAAAUACUAUUUUAGGAAAUGRCACCAAUAUAUUUAUUGUUUUAUUACAUGUUAAUAUGCUAUGAAAUCCUAAUAAAAGUUAUAUAGAUUUUUAACGUGAGAUUUUUUAACUC